This is a messenger RNA of Myxocyprinus asiaticus (Chinese sucker), 5318 nucleotides long. Its product is annotated as hyaluronidase-2-like. The transcript has 4 exons. The record is from RefSeq and is a predicted model, not a curated record. Bases 212 to 1675 code for a protein of 487 amino acids. Gene Ontology annotation, biological process: hyaluronan catabolic process; carbohydrate metabolic process. Gene Ontology annotation, molecular function: hyalurononglucosaminidase activity; hyaluronoglucuronidase activity. Lineage: Eukaryota; Metazoa; Chordata; Actinopteri; Cypriniformes; Catostomidae.
CGUUCGAUACUCACUGUAAGGAGCGUUAAGACGUGGAAACAAUGAUACUUGGAUGAUUUAUUUUGAAAUAGCACCGGAGUCUGUAGUUAUGAGGUCUUGGCAUGUAAUGGACGGAUAGAUAGACGGACUGGUGAAUGGACUCAACGUGGUAGUUUACGAGUGAUAGGACCGGUGUGCUGAACGGGUUCAGUCCGAUCUGUGCAGUUCUAAGAUGAGGAACAUCUUGCGUCCUUCUGGGUCGACCCAACCUCAAUGGGUGUCCUGGCUGCAGCUCGUGUUGUUGCUACGACUUUGGACCUGUUUACAAGCUCAGCUAUUAAAAACCACUCGUUGGCCGCUUUAUUCCGGUAAGCCUUUACUGUUGGCCUGGAACGCCCCUACAGAAGACUGCAGACCUCGACAUGAAAUCAUCUUCCAGCUUGACCAGUUCCAGAUAGUGGCGUCACCAAACGAGGGCUUCACAAAGCAAAAUCUCACCAUCUUCUACCAGGACCGUUUAGGUCUGUACCCAUAUUACGGGCCGGGCAGUACUGCUGUCAAUGGUGGGCUACCGCAGGCUGCUAGUCUCAUGCAACACCUGGAGAAGAUGCCAGAAGGUCUCCAGAAGUAUAUCAAAGACCCUACAGCCAAAGGUCUCGCUGUGAUCGACUGGGAAGAGUGGCGGCCACUCUGGAUACGUAACUGGGGCACUAAAGACAUUUAUCGAGAACGUUCAAGACGGUCAGUCUCUGAGAAGAACCCAACUUGGUCUCAAGACCAGGUGGCCAAAGUUGCCCAGCAAGAGUUUGAGCUCUCUGCUCAGACAUUCAUGUUGGAGACUCUCAGAUUGGCCAAAAGCUUAAGACCCAACCAGCUUUGGGGGUUCUACUUGUUUCCUGACUGUUAUAACCACAAUUACCAAAGUAACCUGGAGAACUACACAGGACGUUGUCCGGACGUUGAGAUGACUCGGAACGACCAGCUAAAGUGGCUCUGGAUGGAGAGUAUGGCUCUUUUUCCUUCUAUAUACAUGGUUAAAUUGCUAAAGGACAAGCAGUCCGGACGGCAGUUUGUACGGAACCGGGUCAAGGAAGGGAUGAGGUUGGCAUCUGUUGGGGACGGGCCAGCCAGGCCUGUGUUUGUCUAUACACGGCCCACUUACGCAAGUGCUAUUCCAACCUCUAACGGUAGUCUACCUGAACUCUUGAUGCUGUCAGAGAUGGAUCUGGUAUCUACUAUUGGCGAGAGCGUGGCGUUGGGCGUAGCUGGUGUUAUUCUCUGGGGUGACUCCACCUAUGCAAGCAGUCACGCGAGCUGUUCUAGUCUUAACGAAUACCUGCGAGGGCCGUUGGGUCGAUACCUGCUUAAUGUAACGUCUGCCGCCGAGCAGUGCAGUCGGAAUCUCUGUGAAUUUCGCGGACGCUGUCUUCGCAAACAACCGGACAUGGAUACGUACCUGCACCUCAGUCCAAACACCCACAGCAUAGAGCGCCAGGGCAACACUUUAAAGGUCAUAGGCCAGAUGGGAGCAGAAGAAAUCAGCCAGUUAAAAGAGGACUUCCAGUGUCAGUGCUACAACGGGUAUAUGGGGGACCGCUGUAGCCAGGGGCAUCCUGGGAACAGAGGUAUAGUGCUCUGGACUACCUGGUUGCAAGUUCUGCUGCUACCGCUGGUGUUGAUGGGGUUUCUCCACUGAGGCAAGGGAAAGUUUGGUGAAACCGCUCUUAAGAAGGAUAUGCCAGACCUUCUCUGAAAAAGAGGUCUUGCGAAGAGGUCAACGGCAGGAAGCAGUCUCUCGUUCACUAGUAUUCGGAGAAGGGGAGAAACAGAGAAGUGGAAACCACACAAGCCAACUUUGGGUAACUAUAUCUGCAGCUCAAUAGUGGCCCCUUUUGGUUUUGUUCAAAUAGAUCGCCCCCUGCUGCACGGGAGGCUGAACUGCAGGCAGAUAGAAUUCUGUUUGUGCUAGUAAAUGUUUCGCGUGUGAAUGAAACCUUAUAUGUUUGAGUGCCUUUUUCUUAUAAAGUUUGAUGUGCUGUAUCUUCAGGUCUUUUUUGCAUUCUUUUUAUCCACGUAAGACCUUAUUUCUGCUGUUUCACAUGACCAGCUCUUUAAAAGGGAAAAACUGUGUUACUGUAACGCUGCUGUCUCGUUAAAACUUCGUUGGAUGAAUCUCACGAAAACUGUCAAGAACGUGUCUCAGUCAGGUAGUUUUUUGCUUUUGCUGAUUAUUUUCCAUGGUUUCUACUGAGCCCCUUAGAGGACUGGGAGGAAAUGUAUUUUAUGAAAUAGUUUGCAUUCUCUCGCAAUUAUUUGGGGUUCCCUCUCAAUAAGUUUUGCGUUCCUUUGCAAUAUUUGUAGUUCCCUCUCAAUAAGUUUAGUGUUUCCUCACAAUAGAUUUCGUUUCCUCACAAUUAUUUGGGGUUCCCUCAAAAUAGUUUCUGUUCCCUCACAAUAAGGGUGUGUUCACACUUGUAGUUCAGUUCUCUUGGUUCUCUUGGUCCGGACCAAAAAAGAAAAUGAAACAUUUAGUCCUGGUUCACUUAGCAUUCACACUGCCAUUUUUAACACCAAACCUAACGAUACAACAAAAAAGGCAUCAGAAAAAGUCACAACCUGAUUGGACAGCUUUUAUGACGUAUAUUUUGCGACGUAACUUGCCGAACAUCCAAAACAAUGCUGGCUGCUGGCCGAAAUGCGCUCAUUGGAUUUAGAUAUGUAUAUAUGGUGGUAUUUUUACCAGACGAGAACAAAUGAAGAGCUUAUAAAAUGUGUAAAGGAGUCAAAACAGCACUAGAAAUUUCUCCGUUGCACACACAAACGAAGAUAUGCUGCAAGGACGGCUGACGGCGGUUCCGACGCCUGUACCGAACUGUAAUGGGCAACAUAGCUCCUAUGAUGAGAAGAACCAGGUAUACUUGAGGUCAGUAUUAAAGACAAAUUACUUCCUGUUUUUGGUCCGUUUAGACAUCUUUGGUUCAUGCUGCGUUCAUAUAUCAAUCGAACCGCACCAGAAUUCGUUUGGAAGCGGACUGAGACCCACUAUUCAGGGUGUCUCGGUCCGCUUGUUUGGUGCGCACCAAGGUUCGGAUGGCAGCGUUAACACUUGUUCAAAUGAUCUGCACUAACAGAGCAAUCGCACCAGAGUUAAUUUUAAUGGAACCAAACCUGUGAACACACCCAAAGUUUUGUGCUCCCUCGCAAUUAUUUGGGGCUCCCUCAAAAUUGUUUGCAUUCCCUUGCAGCAAGUUAGGGGUUCCCUACCAAUAGUUUCUGUUCCCUCACAAUAGUUUCUGUUCCCUCGCAAUAGUUUCCAUUCCCUCACAAUAAAUUUUGUGUUCCCUCAAAAUAGAUUUUGUUCCCUCGCAAUACAUUUUGCAUUCCCUUACAAUAAGUUUUAUGUUCCCUCAAAAUAGAUUUUGUUCCCUCGCAGUAAGUUUUGCAUUCCCUUGCAAUAUGUGUUGCAUUCCCUCACAAAAGUUUCCAUUCCCAAGCAAUAAGUGUUGCGUUCCCUUGCAAUAGUUUCCAUUCCCAAGCAAUAAGUUUUACGUUCCCUCGCAAUAGUUUCUGUUCCCUCACAAUAAAUUUUGUGUUCCCUCAAAAUAGAUUUUGUUCCCUCGCAAUAAGUGUUGUGUUCCCUUGCAAUAGUUUCCGUUCCUUUGCAAUACGUUUUGUGUUCCCACACAAUAGUUUUCAUUUUCCUGCAAUAAAUUUUGCGUUCCUUUUAAAAUAUGUUUUGCAUUCCCUUGCAAUUGUUUUGGGUUACCUUGAAAUAGUUUCCGUUCCCUCACAAUAACUUUCACGUUCCUUUGUAAUUAGUUUUGUGUUCCCUCAAAAUAGCUUUAUUAAUCCCUUACAGAAAUUUACAACGGUUUUACUAAAUAGUUUUAAUAUAGUUCAACUAUGGUACUUUUUUGUUAAACAAUAACCACAGUUUUACUCUAGUAAUACCAUGGUUAAUUUGUGGUACAAGUACCAUGGGUUUUAAAACCAUGGUUUCCACAAAAAAAACAUGCUCCUAUGACAUUUAACCAUUUUUCACUAUAGUAAAACUGCAAUAAUCAUGACUGUUGUAACAAUUUUUAAUGGAAGAACCAUGGUUUUAAAAAUGUACCACAAAUUAACCAGUGUGUUUCUAUAGUAUAAUUUACCAUGUUUUUUGGUAGAAAGAUUAUGAUUUUAAUUACCAUAGUUUUGGUUUUCCUGUAUUACUAUGGUUUAACCGCAAAUAUAAUUGUUAAAAUACAGUAUUGUUACUGUAGUGAUACAUUUUAUGGUUAUGGUUUUACUGCGAAUACCAUAGUUAAACUAGAGCUAAUGUAGGAAAUUCAUGGUUAAUUUUUGUAAGGGAUGAAUAAAGCAAUUGCAAGGGAAUGCACAACUUUGUGUGAGAAACUGUCAGAAAAUAAAUUCCCUGCUUGUCCUCUUAAGGUGCUCCAUAUGAUUCUCUGUAUCAUAACAUUCAGUUUUUUUGUUUUGUUUUUACUGUAUUACAGUAAAGAAAAAGACUGUAAAAUAAUGAUUUUGUUAAAAUCAGCCAAAAUUAAGGCAGCACUACAAAUGAGACCAGCAUGAUAUACCAUAUUAAUACUUAAUCUAUUUUUGUAUUACAUUAAUGGGAAUUGGGGAGGAAUAAAAAAUAAUGGGACAAAAAUAUGCUUAAUUUUUUAUGGAAAAUAUAAUUUUGUAUGUCCUUCUGGAAAUGUAAAAACGACCCAGACACGUUCUUGACAUGACUUGACCACUGCUGGAUAGUGAGAAAUUAUUUGUCUUGUAACUCGCUUUGCCAAAAACAAUGAAUGUAAAUGUAAAAUCUGUGUAUUUUUUUUAUUUUUGUAUUAUUUUUUUUUUUUUUUUUUGCAGUAAAAGCAAAGAUGCCUUUCUCUUUUCUGCCUGGUUUGCACAAAAAUAUUUUGAUUCAGAGUUUUCACAUUAAAUUGCAAGACUGUGCAUUUUUGUUCUUUUGUUUUUGUAUAUUUACUGGAAAGGUUUCAAUAAAAUAAUAUCAGAUGUCAUCACAUGGUUAUCAUAUAAAUGUCAUAUGUUGUUUAAUAUGUCUUUAUAUGUGAAAUUCUGGUGGAAUUAAACAAUAUGACCAUAGAGCUUCACCAAGUAGAAGUAUUUGUGUCCUUAAAGAGCAGGUCAUUCAAAAACAAGAAAGCUGAUGACAUAUAUUUUUAACUGUUAAUUUCAUAUAGCUUCAUACCAAAUUCUGCUUAUGUUGUCCAGGGCCAGAGUUUGAGGAUAAAAUGUGUGAUCAGAUGUUUGGUGAUUGAGUCAAGUGAAUUGUUUUUUUGUAUAUAUAUAUUUUUACAAUAAAUCUUUUAAGAUUUAAAAGU